Messenger RNA from Cryptotermes secundus, 4674 nucleotides. RefSeq names its product G-protein coupled receptor Mth2. The record is from RefSeq and is a predicted model, not a curated record. The transcript is spliced from 5 exons. Bases 120 to 2450 code for a protein of 776 amino acids. Gene Ontology annotation, biological process: cell surface receptor signaling pathway; G protein-coupled receptor signaling pathway. Gene Ontology annotation, molecular function: G protein-coupled receptor activity. Gene Ontology annotation, cellular component: membrane. Lineage: Eukaryota; Metazoa; Arthropoda; Insecta; Blattodea; Kalotermitidae.
UGUCAAAUAGUCUCAGUAAAUAAACAUACACACUCUGGGAUCGCGGAAUACAAGCGUCUAGUGGGAGAGCAGACGAUAAGUGGAUUUUCUCUUGCGUCGGUACUGUAGGCUCGUUAGUUAUGGUGCGAGAGUCAAUGGAGAAGGUGUAUAUUAGCGUGUGCGUUCUUGUGGUGUGUGCAGUGUUUGUGGCUGGACCUUCCGAUGGCAGCAUGAUGGACCCAGCCUCUAGCAAUGGCCGCAUUUCAACAGAAUACAACACAAAUGCAGGUUUGGAUGGCAAAGUAACACGUGUAGUCACCGAAAGCAGUAUUAUGAGCAGGAAGCAAAUGUCUGAAAAAAUGGAACGAGGUCUAGUAGUUGAAAAUCGUGACAAGGUAGAUGUAAAUAUUACAGAUGGAAAGAAGUUGAGUGCAGAAACUUUCCUUAAUGGUAUCACCUCUACUAUGAUUAAAGGGGCAACUCUGGACGAGGACAGAGUUGAAAGUCAGACUCUGGUAAGAGGACAUACCGUUGAUAACAGUAACACAGGUGUGAAGAAUCUUGAGUCAACUACCGCCAAUUAUAUCGCAGACAACGAAAAUGAAAAUAAAGUGAAAUACACAGCAGCCAAUGAUUUCAGAGGUUAUGAGAUACAGGAAGUAAACAAUGAUACUGAAAUAGUACGUGUAGCGGGCAACACUGGUAUCGAUAAGCCAAUGGAAUUAGUUGUUAACAAUAACAGCAGUUCGAGAGAUGUGACUCAGUUGCAGGCAGACAAUGUUGACAGUACUACUAGAAAAGAGAAAGGGCUACCGAUGACAACUACCGAUAUACAAAUAUUUAAUAAACAAAAUAACAGAAACAAAAGAAACGGCAACAGUAUUGAUGAUGAAAAUAUUAUUGAAUCAGAAACUGAGGAGAUGGGAAGUAAAAAUAUUAUGAACAAAGAAUAUAAUCUGCAUAUAAAUUCAACAAUGGCAUGCAACAAAUUACUUAGCGUAGUUAUUACAAAAUGGCAAAUGCUUGCAAACGGAAGUCUUUUAUCUUUGGAUGAUAUUCCUGUUUCAUAUCCGCCAGAAUUAAUCUGGGAAGACGUUCGCGAGGAUAAUGUUACUGAAGUCAGGGGUUGCAUAUGUGAAUUAAGGAACUGCAUACGGAAAUGUUGUCCAGAAGGGCAGACAAUAUUAGCAGAUGGCACAUGCGUUGAUAGCAACUUAACUUUAUUACACCCGUUUUCGCCACAAUUCAAAGAUGAAAACAACAGAAGUGUUACAAAUAUGGAUGUAUAUAAGUUACAUGGCAACCCCUGUCAACAUGGAGUUUAUCGUCUCGAUGAUGAAAGUGAUGAAUUCACACUUACUCCGACCGGGGUACUAAAUGUACCAGGAGAAGGUAACUUCACAGCAGCAGAAUACUGCAUCGAAGCUUUCGAAAAUCCUGAAAAAAUUUUACCACUGUUGUGUUUCGAGGACGAUGACGAAAGUGCGGAAGAAACUGAAGGAACCGGCAUGUUGUACGCUGUUGGAAUGAUCAUCUCUGUACCUUUCCUGUUUGCGACAUUUCUUGUGUAUGCAAUGAUCCAAGAACUCAGAAACCUUCAUGGAAAAAGCCUCAUGUGUCAUGUGAGCACUCUGCUCACAGGAUAUUUGUUCCUCGCCAUCGUUCAGCUCGGAGGCACGGGUCUCUCAAACGCAUUUUGCAUAUUCUGCGCUUUCACUAUCUUCUUUGCCUUCCACGCAAGUUUCUUCUGGCUGAACGUGAUGUGUUUUGACAUCUGGUGGACGUUCAGUGGUUUGCGGCCUAUCCAUGGAUCUGUAAAGGAGCGCGAACACAAAAAGUUCAUCAUGUACUCCAUCUACGCGUGGGGAGCUCCCUUUAUCAUGCUACUCGUGUGUAUGAUGUUGGAUCUAGUGCCUGGCAUACCCGACGAGUAUAUCAAGCCCGGCUUCGGCGUUACAAAAUGCUGGUUCGGAUCUGAUACUGCUGUCUUGGCAUACUUUUAUGGCCCCAUUGGAUUUCUAGUCCUGUGCAAUAUCAUUCUGUUCAUUACAACUGCUAUGAAGAUUAUGAAACUGAAAAGGGAGACUAGAAUGCUACAAGGAGAAGAGAGCAAACGACAUGACAAUGAAGCAGACAAACAAAGAUUCAACCUGUACCUGAAAUUAUUCAUUGUCAUGGGAGUAAACUGGGUAAUGGAGCUCAUCUCUUGGGCUGCUGGUGGGCCAGAAUAUCUUUGGUAUUUAACUGAUCUUGGAAAUACUCUUCAAGGAGUACUUAUUUUCAUCAUAUUUGUUUGGAAAAGAAAGAUUCUUCGUCUCUUAAUACGAAGAUUCCGCAAAAGGUCUUCAGGAUCGCCAUUUAGCAGCACGACAUAUCGACCAACAACAUCAUAUACUUCCACAUACAGUUCCACUAAUGAUCAGUUUCACAUGAAACCAACUGGAACACACUGUACCAGUGAUGUGCCUUGAUCAGUCUAGUCUCAGCCAGAGAUGUAACCGUGUACCACUUACAUCUCUGAUGCCAUUACUGCUACUGGAGGUAAACUUCAAAGAUAGGCUGGGAGGAAUGCUUCAAAGAAGGAGAUGAGCGUAACCUAUUGCGUCCAAGAUAAAGGGUCUUGAAACUGGAAACAUCUAUAGAAAUAAAUUUUUAUAUAUUUAUUACAGAAAAUUGGCCUUAAAUUUGAAUUAGAAUCAUACUUGUACUUAUUAUUCCAAAUUCUCAAAGAAGUAUUAUUGAACAUUAUGUCAGAACAUCUUGAAAUGAAAUAAGGUGAUUGCUUUGUGACACUUUUGACAUCAGAUCAUUGCUAUGGUUAUCUAGUUAAGGAAGACAGAUUAAAGUAUCUGUUACACCAGUGUUAUAACUAGAUAUGAUUGCAUACUGCGGUCAGAUGAAAUCAAGCAUUAUAUAAGCGUGUUUAUGAAACUUUGCACUGUUAAGUACUUUGACAUUUCCUGGCUAUUCAUGUUGAACCAGAAUUUGUUUCUUGUUUCCUUAUUAGAUAUUUCUUUAGUUGAAAUGAAAAUGAAGACAAACACUGUGCAAAGCAAACUUGGGGAAUUUUGUAGUUAGUGAAAAAGGGAAUCUCUUGAAACAAAAUAUUUCAUUAAGAGAACCUAUUUUAGAAGAGACUUGAGAUGAAUUGGUAUAAUACAAAGGCUUAGGUUUCAAACAGAGAAUAUUUGGCACUUUAUAACAAACAUCUCAUAUUUUAAAACUUUUUCUUACGUAAUUUGAUAAUUUAACUUUCCUGCUUGUUCCUAUGCUUGAAAACACAAAAAGUUAGAAGUAGAUAGUGUGGACACUGGAUGCACCGUAAUACUGUCUAACAGAAUGCAGUCCUGAUAUACUGCCAGAUAAGUGUUCGAGUUCAACCACAGUCUUUCUUUGACUGUGUAAAUGAGCUAAUACAGUUGACAUUUCCCAACAUAAUGGACAAGCAUUCACCAGAAAAAAAUGUGUCCUGCUUUUUGUGUGCAAUUUAUCUUCCACAGACAAGUCUCAGAGUGCCAACUUCUGCUCCUAAGGGUGUCUCAAUCUUGAGAAUGUACUUCUAGAUGUGACUGUUUCAACUUUUCACCAUUAUGUAGCUACGUGUACUUAAAGUAAAUCAUGUGUCAAAAAAUAAAAACAUAAAACUGAAGGUCUCCAUUGAGAUAUCAGUUGAUCACCAAUCCUUGAACCACUGGCAGUGCAGAGUCUGAACACAAGAUUCUAAGUGACUAGUAUUACAGACCACAAUGGUUAACUGUUCUGUUGCUGUGUGAGUACAGGAACUUAUUUCUAAAUCUAAGCUUUCAGUUGAGUUCCAAUGUCAUACAGUUUAACUUCAGCCUUAACCACUUUCAUCUUUUCUAUUCAAUUGACAUGGAACCUGUAGCAUGAAACAUGUUCUUCCAUUAUAUAUUGUUGAACCACCUGGCACUGUAAAACCCAGAUAUUUACAGCAAAACUGGUCACAUCUUCUCUGUCAGAUGCUUGAUGAAAAUAAAAUCAUAAUAAGCAUACUUCAUAUGAUCACAGCAUAAAAACAUUGAAAUGAGUACAAUUAUGUGCUUCCCACUCACAGUUAAGGUAUUUAGUGGUAACACAUACCAGUGCUUCAUAUACUCCAGACCAGAUUUCUUUUAACAAGCACACCUAAACCACUGCUAUUUUUCUUACUGUUCUCUCCAUUUCGUCAGAAAAUUGUUUACUACCUCUUCAACUUACAUCUUUUGAACAGCCACAAAAAUUCAGACACUCAGAGAACAUAAAAACAUGAGCGUGUUUUGUAUCAGUGUGAAAAAAGGUAACAUAAUGUGGAGUUGGCCAAGUGGACACACUAAGUUUAUAUAUUCAGGGUUGUCUGAAAGGGCUCAAAGUUCCUGCUGUGUUUUUAAGUAUAUGUUUCUAAGAUGAAAAAAGCAGUAUCACAAAUGAGUUGCUGACUGUUAAUAAGUUACCACUUUCACCAGAGUUACAGAUGGGUUUCUGUUUUAUUAUGACCCUGAAGUAAUACACUUAACUGCCAAAGUAUAAUUUUAGGAUUUUUAAUGGUAAAGACAAUGUGUUCAUAAUAUCACACAAGAAGAAAUGUAAUCUAAAAUAUGGCAAAUGUUGUACCUGUACUUAAGAAACAUGGGCUUUCACAUAUCAUGUAAUACGUCAUGAAGACUCCAAAAAAUAUAUUUUAAGUUAUGUUUUGUA